AUGCCUUGCACUCCUCGCCCCUUCAAGGCCCCCGUGCCCAAUGCCAGUCCGGCUCUGGAAGCCGUGGCCGAGAAGCUUCGCGCCAGCGGCAGCAGAAGACUCCUCACGGCAGAAGGCAUCAGAUCUCUCUCCACCUCGACGAAGAACCUCGUCGACAACCUAUAUACCAACAUCCGCAAGAACUGUUGGGCAGACGCCAUCUGCGAAACCCCAGCAAGCCUCCGCUCCGGUCGAAUGGACCCCACCGGUAGAUGGCACCUUCGUAACCCUCACGUCUCCGCCUUCACCGAGGACCUCUCCCACGCCAUCCAACUCGGCGACAUUGACGAAGUCGACUACCGCCUGUCGUCCCGCAGGAUGCCCCUCAACACCUGCGACCGCGAGGGCAACUCCCUCCUUCACCUAGCCCUAACCUCCGGCCACUUGGGUAUCGCCGAUCUUCUACUCGAGAGUGGAGCCAGCCCCCAGUACAGCUUCGACCCGGAAGUCCCUGAGCUCGACCAACUCUUUCAAUGCCCCGAUCGCGUAGCCCCGCAGCUCAGCUCUAUCCGCGUCGACAUCCUCCGUCUGCUACUCAGAUAUGGUGCCCAAAUCCGCCGAUUCCCCACCCUCAACGUCCUCUUCGACUCCCCCGGGAAUGCCCCAGAGCUCCUUCAGCUCCUCAUCAAGAACCAUCCGGAUGUGCUCCACGAACGCUCCGAAUCAGGCCACACCAUCCUCCACUCGGCCGCCGCGUUCGGCACCCCCGAGGUAUGCGACUUGCUGCUUGCUCGUGCUCCGCACCUCCGGACCACAUAUACAGACUGGGACGUGACACCCCUGCACAUGGCAAUUCUAGAGAGGAAUGAGCUGACAGCUUGUUUCCUCAUCUCGGCCGAUAUGAGCCUGCAGAUGCGCCACGGAUAUGACCGCACCGAACUGUUCCUAGCAGCAUGUAUGGGCCUGCGUCGCGUCGUCAAGUUACUACUAUCUACUUCGGCGUUCUUUGCGUACCCGCUGCAGAAGUGGGUUUCGGAUGCCAAGGCUGCUGUCCGCGUUGCUUUGUACAUGGGUAAUACCGAGAUUGUGGAUAUGAUUAGACGGAAUUUAGGAUUGGAUCAUGCUCAUACUCAUCGUCCGCAGCGGUCUGGUGAGGUCGGGUCGCAGAAUGUGAAUGGGAGUGGGAAUGUCUCUGCUCCUGCUCAUUCCCUCGCUACUGUAUCCAAUUCGGGGACUGGGAAUCCUCUGGACGGUGGCGAGGGUGCGGCAGAUUCUAUCAAUUUGGAGGCCCAGGUUGAUCGGUUUUUGAACAGCACGGGUGGGAGUGGACAGAGUACGCUUGGUGUUAUGGAUACGGUGAUAGAGAGUAUUGAGCAGUUGUGA
Molecule: messenger RNA, 1362 nt
Organism: Aspergillus eucalypticola CBS 122712
Lineage: Eukaryota; Fungi; Ascomycota; Eurotiomycetes; Eurotiales; Aspergillaceae
Product: ankyrin repeat domain-containing protein
Exons: 2
Coding region: 1-1362 (453 amino acids)
Molecular function (GO): protein binding
Source: RefSeq, a predicted model, not a curated record